This is a messenger RNA of Schistosoma haematobium, 3818 nucleotides long. RefSeq lists its product as uncharacterized. The transcript has 5 exons. The record is from RefSeq and is a predicted model, not a curated record. NCBI's taxonomy places the organism in Eukaryota, Metazoa, Platyhelminthes, Trematoda, Strigeidida, Schistosomatidae. Bases 2240 to 2650 code for a protein of 136 amino acids.
GCCCUUUGCAGCUUUCUUUUAUACCACGACACCAUGUCUUACACUGACCACCUCUCCGCUUUUUACAACCAGUCCCAGAGUCCGCAAAUAAUGCACAACGUGGAAUUCUCUGGGACGACAUUCGUAGAACAUGUCCAAGCCACCGAAGUCGGUGUUUCAAGAUGGUGACACUAAUCGGAUUAUCGUCUCUAUGCCCGAACACACGAUGCCGAACCUCUGCAUUACUAACAUGGUGUUGCCACUGAAUGUCAGCAAUCCUUCGGAGACAACGAUGAUCGGACACAGAAAGUCGUCUAACAUCCUCAACUCGGAGAGGUCAGGUUUCACAAGCAUAGAGCAAAACUGCUCUCACCGACGCGUUGUAGAUCCGACCUUUUACAGCCAGACUAACAUCACGAAGGCGCCAAAGGUGGCCCAGAUUGGCAUAAGCAGCUCUGGGUUUCACUAUACGUGCAUUGAUCUCAUCACUCACGCCACCACCAGCAUUUAUGCAGCUACCCAGAUACACGAACUUCUCGACUACGUCUAUCUGCUCACCAUCCAGGGUGAGUACAGGAUUAGAAUCCUGCCAGUCUUGUAAAAGUACUUUGCACUUCGGAGCUGCAAAGCCCAUACCGUACCUAUGGACACUGAUUACCAACUGAUUAAGUGCGGAUUGCAUGCCUUGGGAAUUAUCACUCAGUAAGACAAUAUCAUCCACAUACUCAAGGUCGAGAAGUCUUUCUCCAGGCAACAGAUUCCCACCGCCAUUACUUGCAUCCAUCAGAACUGUUUCCAGAGUGUCGUCGAUGGCGAAGUUGAAGAGGAAUGGUGAGAUUUUGCAACCCUGCCUAACCCCACUGCUCGAAUGGAGGAAUGGAGAAAGGUGGUUGUAUGCCCUCACUCUACCUGAGGUGUUUGUAUAUAGGGCCUAUAGGAUGUUAAUAAACUUCUCAGGCACACCCUUCUUCAAUAGAAAAUCCCAGAGAACAGUCCUGUCUAACGAAUCGAGGGCAGCCGUGAUGUCAAGAAACACUACGAUUGUUGGCCUUUGAUAAGUAUGGCGGUGUUCUAACAUUAGACGGAGGGUGAAGAUAUGAUCAAUACAUCCUCGACCAGAACGAAAACCAACCUGAUCCCCGCAAGUCAAUCUUUCUCGGGUUUUGAACAACCUACGAAGUAUGACGGAAGCCAAUAGCUUGGACGCAAUCGGAAGUAGACUUAUCCCCCGAUAGUUGUUACAGGAACGACGUGAACCCUUUUUAAAGAUAGGGACAACUAUCGACUCAUUCCAUGACAUUGGUACACUCUCUAGCUCCCAAACCGUUGUAAACAAUGUCGUCAAUUCCUUAGUCAGAAAGUCACCACCAUCUUUAAAAAGAGCCGGAGGUAAGUCAUCUGGGCCAGGUGAUUUGUAACUUACUAGCAGCAGAAGUUGCAACCAGCUUGCUAACAUCAAUCCGUUGAUGGCGGUCACUUCGUUGGCCACUGAAAAGUAAGGUAAGAUUGGCGCAGACCAAAGCAUGAUCAGAGUCCAGAUAGGUACUCCAAAAGGAGCGGCAGUCUUGUACACAACCACGCCAGCGGUAGCUGAUCGCGAUGUGAUCAAUCUGAGUCCAGGCUUGAGAUGCAGAGGGAUGACGCCAGCUGGCACAAUAAUAGUAAUGAUAAUAAUUUGAAUCAUUUGAUUGUUAUUCGAAGCGAGAAAAGUAGUUUCCAUAGAUAUAGAGAGUUCAUCAUUUGCGUUUGGGCUGUGAUACUGCCCGGGUGCCCAAACCGAAGCAGAUGGUUAUCUUAGGGGGCCACACCCCGAGCCUUUGACCUAUAGGUCUAACCCACAAGGCAGUGGAGCAUCGUGAGGAGAUGCAGUCCCAUGGCAGCCGGUGACCAACGAUUGAUUCAUACGCCAUUUGUUCCUGCAGGAUACUGGAGCCCAUGUGCACCAUUGGUUUGGGAUCCGGUUAAAGCGCCGGACAUUUGCUUUUCGUCGUCUCAUUUUCGUAAACAACACCCCCGCCACGAGAAGGCAGUGAGUAGGACUUCCCUGGCAGAGGCUGUAUACACAUGGCCGUGUGAGAGUAUCUCGAGAGGGAGGGCGGACCCACCCCGCUCUCGGCCAUACCAGGGCAUUUGGGAGCCGAAAGCAAGAGAGAUGGAAAAGGCAGCUGCAUUAGGUAACAGCAUGCAACUGCCUCACGACAAGUUUUCUCAUCAGUAUCUAGCUAUUUACUGCUUACUUUUAUAGCCUAAACGAACUUUCAUGUCUCAUUAUCAAUCUAACCUAGAAUGGGUUAGCGGUCAUUGUUCUCCAUUAGUUAGUUAUGCUGACUCCAUUAAUGAAACCAGUUCAUUACCAUGUUGGCAAGUUGUCAAUGAGGAUUCACAAUCCAAUAUAUCAUUCAUUAAUAGCGGCUAUUCCGAACAUGGAACUCCAACUAAAUUGUUUAGUCUGAAAAAAAAACGGUCAAGGACUUUAUUCACAGAAGAAAAUGUUAAAAUUAGUGGUUUAUCGGUACUCUCACCAUCAUCACUGCCGCAACAACAACAAACUAUCUUUCUAUCCCUGUGUUUAUGCUUGCUUUUCGUCAGCCCGAACCCGCUAUGUGAAAUGAUGUACAUUAACAAUCGGUAUACAUAUAUAUAUCCCUCUGACAUAGACAAAGACAUGUAGUGUUCCUUGCUACAAUCUCUUACCUACCGGCAUGUGAGUACAGAUAUGUGAUAUGUCUUGGUUCGCCCAGCUCAUCAGCCCUGCUCUUGAAAAGUAUCUACCUGUUAUAUGGGCUGAUUCAGGUGUUGGGGAUGUACGCACCGACUUACUUAUUAAAAGAAGCAGUAAACGAGAUUCACAAGAAGUGAAUAGGUAUGAAAGAAGAUCACAACAAACUAUUAAACAUUCUAACCAAAGAAAGAGUCAAUCGAAAAAGACUUCAUCUGCUAACAACAAUAGACAACGACAACGUUCUUUACUGGAAUUUUUAAAAUAUAGUGAUUAAAUUAAAUGUAUAUAUGAAAUAUUUGUAUUUUUUUAAACAAUGAAUAGUAAUUGUCAGAACUGACUACCCUAACAGUUUGACAGAUUUCUGUUUGAUAGUUUUUUAAUACUUACCUCAUGAUAUUUGUAUCUUGUACACUUUGUAUUAUCUUCACUUUAAUCUUUUGUAGCAACAUUUAUGCGUGUAUUUUACCGAACUUAUUUUAUUGUUUCGAAAUGUUUUUGCAUAAAUCUGAAUGUCUUAUUCUUCGUUCUUUUUUUGUAAAAGACAAUUGAAAAAUUUACUGGUUUGAUGAUUUUGAAAUGAAUAGAUAGUAAGGUGCUUUAUGAUAUGAGAAUUUAAACUGAACUAAAUGAAUUAUGUGUUGGAUACUAAUUAGAAUAGGUUACAUAAAGUGAUUUUGUUAUUCAGUAAACAUGUUAAAGUAGGUAUUGUAACAAAGUAGACAGUUUUAUACAAAAUAUUAUCCUUAUUGGUUUUAGAUUCAUAUCAUUUAGUCUAACCUGCAUUUCCAAAUUUACAAUCCCCUUUUGGGGUUAAAUAGCAAUCAGUGAUUAUUCUGCAUAGUAACUACUCAUAUUUUUAUGCUGUAUAAUACUUUUCUCAAAAAUUCAGUUUUGUUUGUUUUUAUAAAUUACUGAGAACCAGCUGUUAGUAAUUGUUGACUGGAUAUACUUAAUAAUUCUUGUUUUAAUGAUCCAAUACAAAUCGUGCUUUUGCUAAUUUGUGCUAUAUGACGGGUCUAUGUUAUAUUUGUUCCAACAUUUUCGUUGUAUCGUAUUUACUUAUGAUUGAUCAUCACAUAAAAUCGAUCAUUUGUAGAAAGAAAUGUUUAUAUGCAAU